Molecule: messenger RNA, 2382 nt
Organism: Anopheles darlingi
Lineage: Eukaryota; Metazoa; Arthropoda; Insecta; Diptera; Culicidae
Gene: sinu
Exons: 5
Coding region: 765-1433 (222 amino acids)
Biological process (GO): septate junction assembly; regulation of tube size, open tracheal system
Cellular component (GO): septate junction; membrane
Source: RefSeq, a predicted model, not a curated record
GGUGCUCGGACCGUAAAAUCUCGUCCAGAUGUGUGUGAUUGCUGGUGAUGGCGUGCACAAGUGGUGGCGUUGUUAAAUGAAUGUUUAAUGAGUCUACGGUCACCCGUCUCGCGCGCGGGGCCAAGUGACAAACACAGAGCAAGUGUGUCCGCCGAGAACAUGACGCCGUCAUUAACGCCGCCUGUUUCGAACGAUGAGCCCCCGGAAGAACGCGGAAUAUAAAUUGUUUUGUAGUUAUCUCGAAGUAGCGAACAAUUACCCCAUUUCCUCGCAUCAGUUUCACGGGACAAUCGCUAUCUCGCGAUGCGUAACCGGAUAGGCCAGGCACAAUCCCACCCCUAUCAGCAUCUUUUAAAUGAUCAUUCAAGACACAUCCGGACGAUCGGUAUGAGUAAUACUGGCGUUUCAGAUGCAAUCGACGAGAUCGUGGCACUCGAUAUUAAAGUGGCACGUUACAAGCGCCCAAGAGCAGGGAGUAUGUGAAAAUCGGGUUACCAUUCCGGGAUACGACAAGUUCAUGGCCCCGCGAGAUAUGAUUUCUUCUCCGCAGUCCAGUGAAUAGAGAAACACCUUCAAGGAUACCACAGCCAAGUUAGGUGUGUAGUGCUUCUUAUCGGUGACCUUCUGACAUUCGUAAUUCAAUUGAGAGUUAAACACCGGAACCACCGGAACUCUUCUACGUCGUCCCCUUGUCCGAUCGUUCGUCCGGUGCCGGUGUGUCGCGUUCGCGCGCAAGAUAGUCGCAACAAUUUGACCUUGCAACGAUGAAACGACGAUCACUGUCCGGUAACUGCGGUGUCGGGGUGUUUGUGAUCGCUCUCGUGACGGUGCUGGUUGCAUUCGCGACUCCGAGCUGGCUCGUGAGCGAUUACCGCAUCACCGGUGCAAAGUUGGACCGGCUUGGUCUAUGGACACAUUGCUUCCGAUCACUACCGGACGUCAACGAUGACUACCAGCGCCGGUUUUUCGUCGGUUGUCGUUGGGUGUACGAUCCGUUCACCACCGGUUACGACGAGAUCCGCGGAUUCCUUAUUCCACCGUUUAUGGUAGCAACACAGUUCUUUUACACUCUCUGUGCCAUUGGCGUCAUUUUGGCGAUGGUCUUGGUGCUGCUGUACUUCCUAUGCGCCGGACCAGAUCAAAAGUUUUUCGUUAAACUCAUUAAGGCUAUCAGCUACAUUACACUGGCAGCAGCGGUUUGUGGUAGCAUAGGAGUGAUCGUCUUUGCCUGCUUCGGCAACAAGGAUAAAUGGAUGCCGGAGCAUGCCAACAAUUGGUUCGGUUGGUCCUUCAUCCUUGCCUGUAUUGGCGUCGUCGCGUGCGGUGUAACGUCUUCCCUGUUCUUUGCCGAAGCACACGUGCAGGCCCGAAAACGAAGGCAAUUGAAAGAAUCGCAGACUCAAUUCCAGAUGGAUAGCGAAUCGAAAGCUUAAGACGAAUGAGAUCGGGUUCAAGCAAAACCCGAGGGGCGCGUUAGAGUGCCGCGCAGUAUAAGCGGCCGGCACAUUUUGUACUGUACAAUUGGCACAUUUUGUACAUCAUUCAAAGCAUAGCGCGUCGCGGUUACGAUUUGCACAUCCCAACGAUUCGAAUCAACGCCGUUAUCCAUAAGAAGUGUAACUGUUAACAUCGGUUAGAUGUUUUUUGCAGUUGCAGUUUUAUGGCUUCAAGAGGCAAACGUCGUUUGCAAUAGCAUAUAAGAUACCGUUUUAAGGCAAUCUCAAUCAGCUGACCGUCCAUGAAAGUGCAGCAGAGUAGUUUUAGGCUGUAUUUUCGCAUUAAUUCUUAAUGUCACAAAUCUUGGAAACACGUCCGUCCACCUUAAGUUGUACUGUACUUUCAUUUUUAUCGAGGGAAAAGAAUAUCCACUUGCGAGUGUGAUGAAUCGAUUGUUUUAAUCAUUUUAAUUUCCUUAACAUUAGCAUUCCAUAAAAAAAUCUGUUUGCAUUCCAUUUUAUAAUUCUUUGGACACUAUUUUAAUGGCAUCUUACGUGUCAGGAGCUCUACUUUCCCUUUUUAUAUAUUAUUGCUAUGAUCGGAGAUCGUACAGUGCCUCUAAUUGCUGCCUUAAAUAAGAUACACAUCAAGUGAGCAUGCAGACUUAUCAAUCGUAUGUUCGAAUUCGUGCCCGUGAUUCAAGACGCGACUCCUGAACUAGUUUGCGCACAACACACAUCAUUUUUAAUUUUUUUAUAAAAUACAACGAACGUGAAUCAGCAAAGGCCUUAAGAAAAUCAUAUCACAAAAAUCCCUUGCAAAGAGCAACCUUACAAUCAAAUUCGUUAGUCGUUGAUUAACGGCACCACAUAAAAGGGAAUGUGUUCAAAUGAAAAGUUUUUAAGCAUAAAAAAUAUAUUGACAAAUAUACUUCUAAAAACUUUA